Molecule: messenger RNA, 1002 nt
Organism: Triplophysa dalaica
Lineage: Eukaryota; Metazoa; Chordata; Actinopteri; Cypriniformes; Nemacheilidae
Gene: tnnt3a
Product: troponin T type 3a (skeletal, fast)
Exons: 13
Coding region: 73-780 (235 amino acids)
Biological process (GO): regulation of muscle contraction; sarcomere organization; muscle contraction
Cellular component (GO): troponin complex
Molecular function (GO): troponin I binding; troponin C binding; tropomyosin binding
Source: RefSeq, a predicted model, not a curated record
UUUGAAGCCAGUCUCCACCAGCAGGGAGCUCACAUCUUUCAGCUUUUCUAAGUCUCAAAGUCCACAGCCAUCAUGUCAGACACAGAAGACGUUGAGCAUGUCGAGGAGGUCUAUGAAGAGGGAGAGGAGAAGCCAAAGUUUAAACCAUCAGCACCCAAGAUCCCAGAUGGUGAGAAAGUGGACUUUGAUGAUAUCCAGAAGAAACGUCAGAACAAGGAUCUGGUCGAGCUGCAGAGUCUCAUUGAUGCUCACUUCGAGCACAGAAAGAAAGAAGAAGAAGAACUUAUUGCCCUGAAGUCGAGAAUUGAGAAACGCAGAGCUGAGAGGGCAGAGCAGCAGAGGAUUCGGUCUGAGAAGGACAAGGAGCGUCAGGCAAAACGUGAGGAGGAAAGGCAGAGAAGAGAGGAGGCAGAUGUUAAGAAGAGGGCAGAUGAAGAUGCAAAGAAGAAAUCAGCUCUGUCCAACAUGGGUGCAAACUACAGCAGCUAUCUGCAGAAGGCUGACUCCAAGAGAGGUGGCAAGAAACAGACGGAGAGAGAGAAAAAGAAGAAGAUUCUGGCUGACAGACGCAAACAACUCAACGUUGAUCAUCUCAAUGAGGACAAACUGAAAGAGAAGGCAAAGGAACUGUCUGACUGGAUGAAGACCCUGGAGUCUGAGAAGUUUGAUCAUAUGGAGAGGUUGAAGAAACAGAAGUAUGAGAUUACUACACUGCGCAAAAGAGUGGAGGAGCUGAGCAAGUUUAGCAAGAAGGGCGCCGCCACACGUCGCAGAAAGUAAGUGCGCCUUCCUGCAGGCCAAGACUGCUCCAAACAUGAUGGAUGAGAAAUCCACCCCUCAAUCUGUGCAAUAGUUGAUGCAGAUCAAAAGAUCACCCCAACCAUUCUCGAGCUAGAGACUGUUAUUGGGUUCCUAUGUAUGUCGUGUAAAUAAAGUGUGGCUAUAAAGCAGCAGAUCUGUUCUAUUGAAACAUCAAUAAAAUCAACGUUUUUAAAUAUGUCA